AAGAGUCCUGACAGAUCCACACUCCAGACAGCUGGUGGCGGUAAUGCACCAUAAAGGUGUUUGCACACCGCCAUAAAACUCUAACGAAGAAGAGGAAGAAGAGGACGGGAGUUGGAAGUUGGAGGUAUCUUCUCGUCCUCUAAAAUGCCUCAGUUACAGCAGCUGAAACUGUUUGUCAAUGAGCGACUGACAGCUGCAGCAGAGGAGAUCCUCGGUGCUGUGGAGAGAACCAUCAUAGAGUAUCAUAACGAGCUGUAUGAGUCAAAGGAGGAGAAACACAGUGUGCUGCUGACGCUAGCUGGAGGCUCCAAGCAGGAGGAAGAGGAGCAGAUCACAGCAGUCUCCCAGGAGGUCAGCAUGCCUGAAGCCUCCACGCAGCCAUCACACACUGAAUACUGUCAGGUGUUGGUGCAGCAGGAGACAUCAGGACCAGGAUUUCCAGAGUCUCAGGAACACUGGCCCAAUCAGGACGAAGGGAAACUGCAGGACCUGUUAGAAGGUGAUGCUGUUGCUUGUUUAAAGUAUGAACAGAGCACGGAGUCAUCUUCUUGCUGUCAGACCCAAACUGUGGCCAGCGGAGACGGAGAUGUUCUUCCUGGCACUUCAACUGAGUGGAUGAAAACAGAGGAGGAAUCAGACGGCUAUGGAGGGUCCGAUUUCUUGCAGCCCCUCUCUUCGGAAAAUGGGGAUGGAGAUGAUACCGGUGAUCCCAGCUUGAGCAUAAAAAAAACGACUAAUCAGAGACCUUUGUGUUGUAAGCUAUGUGGAGAAUCUUUCCACCACAGGAGUUCAUUAAUGAUGCAUGUUAAAUCACAUGCAAACAACACAGCCAUUCCCUGUCCUUCAAAGCAUUCAACGUCUGCAGGAAGUGGGACUGAUCCUUUAGAAACACACAGGGAGGACAAUCUGUGUUACGUCUGUGGAAAAACAUAUACACAAAGGUCCCACUUAAAAAGGCACAUGCUGAUUCACACGGGUCAGAGACCACACUGUUGUAAAGAAUGCGGCAAAAGAUUUGCACGAGUUGAAUGUCUGAGAAUACACAUGAGGAUCCACACAGUGGAGAGGCCAUUCGCAUGUAGUAUCUGUGGGAAAGGAUUCAGGCAAAGGAGCAACUUGGUAAAUCACAUGAGAACACACACAGGAGAGAAACCUUAUCGCUGCAGCAACUGCUCCAGACAGGAUGAUAAACAUAGCGUGCUGCUAACGCCAGCUGACGGUUCGAAGCAGGAGGAAGCGGAGGUGAUCACAGCAGUCUCCCAGGAGGUCAGCAUGCCUGAAGCCUCCACGCAGCCAUCGCACACUGAAUACUGUCAGGUGUUGGUGCAGCAGGAGACAUCAGGACCAGGAUUUCCAGAGUCGCAGGAACACUGGCACAGCCAGGACGAAGGGAAACUGCAGGACCUGUUAGAAGGUGAUGCUGUUGCCUGUUUAAAGUAUGAACAGAGCACGGAGUCAUCUUCUUGCUGUCAGACCCAAACUGUGACCAGUGGAGACAGAGAUGUUCUUCCUGGCACUUCAACUGAGUGGAUGAAAACAGAGGAGGAAGCAGACGGCUAUGGAGAGAUCGAUUUCUUGCAGCCCCUCUCUUCAGAAAGUGGGGAUGGAGAUGAUACCGGUGAUCCCAGCUUGAGCAUAAAAAAAACGACAAAUCAGAGACCUUUGUGUUGUAAGCUAUGUGGAGAAUCUUUCCACCACAGCAGUUCAUUAAGGAUGCAUGCUAAAUCACAUGCAAACAACACAGCCAUUCCCUGUCCUUCAAAGCAUUCAACAUCUGCAGGAAGUGGGACUGAUCCCUUAGAAACACACAAGGAGGACAAUCUGUGUUACGUCUGUGGAAAAACAUAUACACAAAGGUCCCACUUAAAAAGGCACAUGCUGAUUCACACGGGUCAGAGACCACACUGUUGUAAAGAAUGCGGCAAAAGGUUUGCACGAGUUGAAUGUCUGAGAAUACACAUGAGGAUCCACACAGUGGAGAGGCCAUUCGUGUGUAGUAUCUGUGGGAAAGGAUUCAGGCAAAGGAGCAACUUGGUAAAUCACAUGAGAACACACACAGGAGAGAAACCUUAUCGCUGCGUCAUCUGCUCCAGACAGUUUGCAUAUAAGAAGGACAUGAUGAGACACAUGCAAGUCCACGCCAAGAACAUGUGAAAUUCAUUCACUGUUUGCUGUAUUUUUCUUCUUUGGAUAACUGGCCAUAUGUAGGCAGUGUGGAGCUACAUUAGAUGUUGUCAGUAGAAAACGUUACACAGAUUUAAGACACUGAGGUCAAACAUUUUGGUAAUUUAGAACCAAAUAUGAAUCUCUUGUGCAUCAGCUGAAACGUGUUGGUUUUCUCGGAUCACUUGCCACUGUACCUGUGGUACAUUUCUGCAUUUGGCGCCUCUAUGUGAACAGGCCAAUCUCUUUUGACUAACAAUACUGUCCAUUUUAUAUUUUCUAAUUCUUUUGAGAAUAUGUGUCAAAGUGGAGGCAGAUUUGCAGUCCAUAAGAUAUGGAACUAGAGCAAAGAGUUUAGAAGCAAAGAGGCGAAACUCUGGUGCUUUUUUGGCAAUGGUUGCUAAAUGACGCUGCAGUAGCGCUUCCGCCAUUUUGGACUGUAAACGCCAAUGAGUCCAUAGUCAUGGAUGUAUAAAGAGACGUCUUUGAAUCAGAGGAUACCUUUUUGUUUCAGGACUGCACUGCCCUGCACGCUCAUAUGACAUAUCCGGUUCUGCCAGCUUCCUGCUAGUUGUAUGCCGCUGUAAUAAUGGAUAUAUUGGCUGUAAUUCAUCACUAGUAGCGCUAGUAGCAUGACAUAAACAGAAUUUAAUGUAGUUGAAGGCUAUUUACUAACACGCAGGGCAAAAGCACAGGGCACAACCUCUUAUACAUCCUUGGUCUAUGGUCUAUUGGACAUCCAUUUUUGAGGUCCUUGAUAUGAAAAAGAUUGAGAUUGCUCUCAGAAUCGGUGUGGUGGAUUUUUCUAACUUCCAUUUAUGUCCAUCGCUCACUUUAUGCUUCUCUGGGAAGCAGCCGGGCAAAAUAGUUUAAUAAAUAAAUAAGUA
Messenger RNA from Sebastes umbrosus (honeycomb rockfish), 3050 nucleotides. Its product is annotated as zinc finger protein 3 homolog. Gene Ontology annotation, molecular function: DNA-binding transcription factor activity, RNA polymerase II-specific; RNA polymerase II cis-regulatory region sequence-specific DNA binding. Gene Ontology annotation, cellular component: nucleus. The record is from RefSeq and is a predicted model, not a curated record. Lineage: Eukaryota; Metazoa; Chordata; Actinopteri; Perciformes; Sebastidae. The transcript has 3 exons. Gene Ontology annotation, biological process: regulation of transcription by RNA polymerase II. Bases 145 to 2154 code for a protein of 669 amino acids.